UACACCCUCCCUCACCACACACACAGUUACACACACUCUCAUUCAAUCUCUCUACACACACUCUUCGGCGAUCAAAUGGCGGCUCUGCAACAAUCUCCGAUCACAAUUCAAUGCCGAUCGCAGUCAUCGCCUCAAUUCACGCCUCCAAAAGCACGCACUCUCUCCUUCUCGGGCGGCCUCCGCAUCCCCAAACUCACUCUCGUCGUCAAAUCUCGCCGUCGCGGCGGCGCUAGAAUGUCCGACAGCGUCGCCAGCAGCUACGCCACCGCGCUCGCCGACGUCGCCAAGUCAAACGGAACUCUCGAAGCCACCGCCGGCGACCUCGAAAAGAUCAGCGACCUCUUCUCCGAAGAAGCAGUCUACAGGUACUUCACAAACCCUACCGUUACAGUCGAAGCGAAGAACGAAUUAGUCGAUUCGUACACGAAGGAAGCGAAUCUGCAGCCGCACGUCGCGAAUUUUCUGAAUGUGUUGAUUGAUAUGAAGCGAAUUGAUCAGAUUAAGGCGAUUACGGAGGAGUUUGAGAUCGUCUACAACAAGAUGACGGAGACGGAGCUUGCGAUUGUAACGUCGGUUGUGAAAUUGGAUGCGCAGCAUUUGGCGCAGAUUGCAAAAGGAGUGCAGAAGCUCACUGGAGCGAAGAAUGUGAGGAUCAAAACAUCGCUUAAUGAAUCGCUGGUGGCUGGAUUUACGAUACGGUACGGGAAUGGAGGUUCGAAAUUGAUCGAUAUGAGUGUGAAGAAACAGUUGGAGGAGAUUGCGGAGACGCUUGAGGUCGGUGAUCUUCAAUUAGUUUGAUGAUUAUUGAUUGAAUUGGAGGAAGCUUUUUAAUUUUGAUAUGUUAUAGUAUAUGUGUAAUGUGUGUGUUCUGUAUGAUUUGCCGUUGCGCAAAUGUACAACGGAUGAGAUUUUUUUUGUAGAUGUUUAAGAUCAUUGGAGAAUGAUAUAUAAUAGUAGUUUCAAUGUC
Daucus carota subsp. sativus is the source of this 967-nucleotide messenger RNA. RefSeq names its product ATP synthase delta chain, chloroplastic. The record is from RefSeq and is a predicted model, not a curated record. Lineage: Eukaryota; Viridiplantae; Streptophyta; Magnoliopsida; Apiales; Apiaceae. Gene Ontology annotation, biological process: proton motive force-driven ATP synthesis; photosynthetic electron transport in photosystem II; photosynthetic electron transport in photosystem I. The coding region runs from base 76 to 798 and encodes 240 amino acids. Gene Ontology annotation, cellular component: chloroplast thylakoid membrane. Gene Ontology annotation, molecular function: proton-transporting ATP synthase activity, rotational mechanism. The transcript has a single exon.